Aspergillus mulundensis is the source of this 222-nucleotide messenger RNA. RefSeq lists its product as uncharacterized. The transcript has 2 exons. Lineage: Eukaryota; Fungi; Ascomycota; Eurotiomycetes; Eurotiales; Aspergillaceae. The record is from RefSeq and is a predicted model, not a curated record. Bases 1 to 222 code for a protein of 73 amino acids.
AUGACCUCGAUGCCCAUGAUUGAUAGGUCCAUUACCUGUGAUAUCGUCUCCUGCGAGCGAUGCGAACGUCGAGUCCGCGCAGGACAUCUUCCUCCCCUAUUCAUGCGUGCGAAAAUGCGCCUCUCUCGGAUGAAGAAUUCGAAGCAGCUGUCCACAGCGAAGUCCAAGCCAUUCUCGCCAGAAACAACGAGCGGGCACUCUGCAAGCGCCCUUCAGAGUUAA